AUGGUCAAAGAGACUAAAUUCUACGACGCUUUGGGUGUCUCGCCGGAUGCCUCUGAUGACGAUAUCAAGAGGGCCUACCGGAAGCUUGCCCUGAAGUAUCACCCUGACAAGAACAAGGACCCAGGCGCACAGGAGAAAUUUAAGGAGGUUUCUGUAGCCUAUGAAUGUCUCUCGGACAGUGAAAAACGCAGCCGGUAUGACCAAUUUGGUGAGAAGGGUGUCGACAUGGAGAGUGGUGGAAUUGACCCAACAGACAUCUUUGCAAGUUUCUUUGGCGGAAGUCGUGCUCGGGGAGAACCCAAACCUAAAGAUAUUGUGCAUGAACUUCCUGUCCCCCUUGAGGCAUUCUAUACUGGCAAGGUGAUCAAGUUGGCUAUCACACGUGAUCGUCUUUGCGAGGCAUGUGGGGGUUCCGGUUCCAAAAUUCCAAAUGCCAGUGUUACUUGCAAGGAAUGCAGUGGACAUGGUGUGAAAGUUAUUACGCGCCCCAUUGGCCCCGGUUUUAUUCAGCAGAUGCAGGUGACAUGUCCCAAAUGUAAUGGAAAAGGUACAGAUAUGAAGGAAGAAGACAAAUGUCCUACGUGCAAAGGCAAGCAAGUUUUGAAAGACAAGAAGGUAUUUGAAAUUGUUGUUGAGAAGGGUAUGCACCGUGGGGAUAAUGUAACAUUCCGUGGUGAGGGCGACCAGAUACCAGGUGUUCGACUUGCCGGUGAUAUUAUUAUCAUAUUUGGUCAAAAACCCCAUCCUUUAUUCACUCGAAAGGGUGAUCAUCUCCUUAUGGAGCACACUAUCUCAUUGGCAGAGGCACUUACUGGUUUUAAGUUAAAUGUUAAGCAUCUUGACGGCCGCGAUGUUUCUAUCAAUUCUACUGGUGUUGUGGACCCCGCAAAACUCUGGUGUGUGGAGAGGGAGGGAAUGCCAGUCCCCAACACUGGUGGUGUUGAACGCGGUGACCUUGUCGUGAAACUCCAUGUAAAGUUUCCUGUCGGCCGGGAAUUUACACCCGAAGAAAUUCAGGUACUCCGCGGUAUUCUGGGAUACCCUGAGCAAGCUGAACCUCAUUCCGACGCUAUGAUAUGUAAUUUGAAGGAAACUUCUAUUGACCUUGAAAAGGAGGCUAGUCGACGACGACAAGCAAGCACCGACGACGACGACGACGCACCUCAAGGUCACGCGGGUGCAAGAUGCGCGCAGCAGUAA
Molecule: messenger RNA, 1200 nt
Organism: Trypanosoma theileri
Lineage: Eukaryota; Euglenozoa; Kinetoplastea; Trypanosomatida; Trypanosomatidae
Product: heat shock protein DnaJ
Exons: 1
Coding region: 1-1200 (399 amino acids)
Biological process (GO): protein refolding; response to heat
Cellular component (GO): cytosol; cytoplasm
Molecular function (GO): Hsp70 protein binding; ATP binding
Source: RefSeq, a predicted model, not a curated record